AUGCCUGAAAAGGAUGUGUUCAAAUCAAGGUUCCUCAAAUCCCUAUUCUUCAUCACACUUUUCUUCCUGAUCCUAUCAUUAUCCCUCCUCUUUAGAUUCAGCAACACAUCUUGGAUCAAUACACCAUCUUACAACCUAAUUCUUCUCGACAACACUGAAAACACUGACCCAAUUCAACUUAAAUCAAUCCCUUUUCCACCUUCACCAGAUUCAUGUAACCCAAAUCAAGCACUACUAAAAGUUUUUAUGUAUGAUUUACCUCCCGAAUUCCACUUUGGACUACUAGGUUGGAAAGGAAAAUCAAACCAAAUUUGGCCUAAUGUGAGUAAUUUUAUUGAAAUCCCAUCAUACCCAGGUGGAUUAAACUUGCAACAUAGUGUAGAAUAUUGGCUAACACUUGAUCUUUUAUCAUCAUCAUCAACAACUCCAAACAUACAUAGACCUUGCACUGCAAUUCUUGUACAAAAUUCAACCCUAGCAGAUAUAAUUUUCGUCCCAUUUUUUUCAUCUUUGAGUUACAAUCGACAUGCAAGGAUUUAUGGAAAAGGGAAAAAAGACAUGAACAUGAUUUUGCAAGAGAAAUUGGUGAAAUUUUUAAAAGGUAGAGACGAAUGGAAACGAUUUGGAGGGAAAGAUCAUCUUGUUAUGGCUCAUCAUCCUAAUAGUAUGCUUUUAGCUAGAAAACACUUGAGUUCUUCAAUGGUGGUGCUUUCUGAUUUUGGAAGAUAUCCUGUUCAGAUUGCUAAUAUUGAUAAAGAUUUAAUUGCUCCUUAUAAACAUGUUGUUAGGAGCAUCAAUGCUAGCAAUUCACUUGACUUUGAAGAGCGAACUACUUUAGUUUAUUUUCGUGGAGCAAUUUAUAGAAAAGAUGGUGGAGUGAUUCGUCAAGAACUAUACUACAUAAUGAAAGAUGAAAAAGAUGUUUAUUUCUCUUUUGGAAGUGCACAACAAGGUGGGAUACGUACAUCAUCUGUAGGAAUGGCAACUUCUAAAUUUUGUCUGAAUAUUGCUGGGGACACACCUUCAUCAAAUCGUUUAUUUGAUGCAAUUGCUACUCAUUGUGUCCCUGUUAUAAUCAGUGAUGAAAUUGAAUUACCAUAUGAAGAUGUUCUUGACUACUCAAAAUUCUCCAUUUUUGUUCAUUCUUCGGAUGCUUGUAAAAAAGGUUACCUUUUGAAGCUUCUUAGGGGUAUCAAGAAACAAAAAUGGAGACAAAUGUGGGAAAGAUUGAAGCAAAUUGCACCACAUUUUGAAUAUCAGUAUCCUUCAAGACAUGGUGAUGCUGUGGAUAUGAUUUGGCAAUCGGUUUCUCGAAAAGUAUCAUUUGUAAAUAAUCAAACUUAUAGAAAAAACAGAUACCGAAUGUCACAAGAAUUCUUGAAAUCACGUUAAUAGUAUAAUCGUAAUAUAUGUGC
Lactuca virosa is the source of this 1415-nucleotide messenger RNA. Lineage: Eukaryota; Viridiplantae; Streptophyta; Magnoliopsida; Asterales; Asteraceae. The record is from the annotation of a GenBank genome assembly.